This is a messenger RNA of Impatiens glandulifera, 2203 nucleotides long. RefSeq names its product endoglucanase 12. The record is from RefSeq and is a predicted model, not a curated record. Lineage: Eukaryota; Viridiplantae; Streptophyta; Magnoliopsida; Ericales; Balsaminaceae. The transcript is spliced from 6 exons. Gene Ontology annotation, molecular function: hydrolase activity, hydrolyzing O-glycosyl compounds. The coding region runs from base 159 to 2075 and encodes 638 amino acids. Gene Ontology annotation, biological process: carbohydrate metabolic process.
CAUCGAUCUUAGCAAGUCAAACUGCCCCCACUCUCAAGGCGUCUAUUAUAUACUCACCACCAUGGAUUACACAAAUAUCUAAGAGAGAAACAAUCCAAGAUCUUACUUUCAACAUCAUUCAUCCCCAGAUUUGAUCAAUCCCACCGGCGCCGGAGAAGAUGCAUCAGGGUAAUCAUUGGGGAGGAACAUUCGACGUGGCUGAUGGAAGAGGAGAUAAUGAAGAUGAUCGCAGCCGGAAUGCGAUGUCCGGCGAUUGGGAUAAAGCUUCUAUGGGUUAUCAAAACCAGCAAAAUAAUAACAACAACAAUAAUAAUAAUCAUCAUCAUCAACUUGACGAAACGCAGCAAAGCUGGUUAUUAGGACCGUCCGAUCAGAUGAAGAAAAAGAGGAAAAGAUACGUUGACUUGGGUUGCGUUGUCGUCAGUCGCCAGUUUCUUAAAUGGUCAUUGAUAAGUCUCGCGAUUGCGUUCGUCGUUAUCGGCGUUCCUAUUAUAAUCGCUAAAUCCAUUCCAAAACACAAACCGCAUCCAUCUCCACCGGAUAAUUAUACUCUUGCUCUUCACAAGGCUCUGCUUUUCUUCAACGCCCAAAAAUCUGGUAAAUUGCCAAAGAAUAAUGGUAUACCAUGGAGGGGUGACUCGGGUUUGCAAGACGGGUCGACUCAACCGGAGAUAAAGGGUGGGCUCGUGGGCGGUUACUACGAUGCGGGCGACAAUAUCAAGUUUAAUUUUCCUAUGGCGUUCGCGAUGACAAUGUUGAGUUGGAGCGUUAUUGAGUAUCCACACAAGUACAAAGCUGUGAAAGAGUAUGAUCAUGCUCGAGAACUUAUUAAAUGGGGCGUCGAUUAUUUACUCCUAACAUUCAAUUCCUCCGCCACCAAGAUCGAUAAAAUCUAUAGUCAGGUAGGCGCGGCUAAAAAUGGUUCCACAACUCCGGAUGACCACUAUUGUUGGCAAAGACCGGAAGACAUGAGCUACGUUAGGCCUGUCGAAAUCACGACAUCCGGUCCCGACCUAGCCGGAGAAAUGGCGUCUGCUCUGGCCUCCGCAUCCAUUGUUUUCCGCGACAACAGUGCAUACUCUGCGAAGCUUGUGAAAUCGGCUACGACUGUUUACAAUUUUGCUCGGGAAAGCGGGCGGCGUGCCCGUUAUAGCAGCGGAGGUUCAGACGCAGCACUAUUCUACAACUCGACGAGCUAUUGGGACGAGUACAUGUGGUCGUCCGCGUGGAUGUUUUACGCCACGGGAAACAAGACAUAUAUAGAGCUAGCCACGAAUCCAAGUCUAGCUAAGAAUGCCAAAGCACUAAUGGUUUUGCCCGAUUUUAGCGCGUUGAGUUGGGAUAAUAAGUUGCCAGCAGCAAUGUUGCUGCUAACGAGGUUACGGGUAUUCCUUAAUCCGGGAUACCCUUAUGAAGACAUGCUCAAGAGUUACCAUAACGUUACCGGACUUACCAUGUGUUCUUAUCUCCAUCGUUACCAAGUCUACAAUUGGACAAAAGGUGGAUUGAUAGAGUUGAAUCAUGGGGGAGGGCAACCAUUGCAAUAUGUUGUAAAUGCUGCAUUUUUAGCUUCACUAUUCGUUGAUUACAUGAAUGCCACGUCAGUUCCAGGCUGGAGUUGUGGGCCCACUUUCAUCCCAUUGGAUGAACUUCGUAGCUUUGCAAAAUCUCAGAUUGAUUACAUAUUGGGGGACAAUCCAUUAAAAACGAGUUAUGUGGUGGGAUACGGGGACAAGUUCCCACGUUACGUGCAUCAUAGAGGGGCAUCGACACCACACGACAAGAAGAAGUAUUCUUGCACGGAUGGAUGGAAAUGGAGGGAUAGUAAAAAACCGAAUCCUAAUAAUAUAACAGGCGCGAUGGUGGGAGGUCCAGAUGCAUUCGAUAAGUUCAAAGGAGAUAGGGCUAACUUCAGCUACACCGAGCCCACCAUGGCGGGCAAUGCUGGUUUAGUGGCUGCGCUAGUGUCGCUUACAACUAGUGGUGGUUAUAAUAUUGACAAAAAUUUCAUUUUCUCUGCGGUUCCACCUCUUUACCCGCCUAGCUCACCUCCCCCUCCACCGUGGAAGCCUUGAUUCGAUGGGAUUUUUAUUUUAUUUUUGUGAAAUCUUUAGUAAUAAUAAUUUGGUGUAUUUCUUCAUAUUACUUUUGAACAAUGAGGUGAUCUAUUUAUAUAUACCUUUGGAUAUAUACUCUUUUUGGG